GCAGCACCAGCGCCGGCGGAUAGUUAUAGACUUCAGUGCAUUACCACAAAACAAAGUAAAAGCAACUGUAACAACAACACUCUGGAAUACUUUUACGUGAGCACAGCCAGUGAACUGCCAAACGCAACGUUUACAUGUUUUUUACGUAACCCACGUCAAUUUGAUUAUUACAAUACUAUCGACGGACACCAUAACGAUCCAUACGACCCCCAGAACCUGAACCACUGCAACAAUAGUAACAGCCCCAACAUCUACAGCCAUAAUCAGUCGACGAGUCCACAGCAACAAGACAUUCACAAUCGCCUACAAUAUUUGCAACAACAGCAACAACAACUUCUCGUAGAACAACAGUACCUCAACCACAUUCGUCAUUUGCAUCAUUUACGUCAGCACUACGAGUACUAUCAUCAUCAACGUUAUCGUUUAUCGUUGCCUGUGCUGCCACGUUUUCAACUGCAAGUGCAGCAACAGCUAGUACGACCUGUACAGGCAGUGCAGCAGCAGCAGCAGCAUACAGCACUAACGCUGGUGCCCACUCAGCAACAGCACCCACAGCCUUUGACGGCUUCAUCAUCUUCAUCAACAGUGCCGGUGGUGCACAACGAAGACGAGAGCGCCGUCGUUGUCGCUUCCGCUCCCGCAUCCGCACCCGCUUCCGCUACUGCAGCCUCUGCCUCUGCUUCCGCUGUCGCCGUCAUCGCCGCCUCUGGAACACCCUGCACGCAGCCGCAGCCGCAGCAACAGCAGCCGCAGGCGCAGCAGCAGCAACAACCAUUCACCCUGUUACAACACACACAAAUGUCCAAUAAGCUAAAUCCGAAACGCCGUGAAGGUCCGAUCGCUACCGGUACCGGCACACCAUCGGCCGGCAAUACAUCCUCAGCCGCUAACACAUCCUCCUCCUCUAGUUCGUCACUGUCGUCCGCUGGUGGCGGUGAUGGUGGCAUGUCUGCCGAUUUAACUUCGUUGUUCGAGUGCCCGGUGUGCUUCGAUUAUGUUUUGCCACCGAUAUUACAAUGUUCUAGCGGGCAUCUGGUAUGCGUAUCAUGUCGCUCGAAACUCACCUGCUGUCCUACAUGUCGCGGCCCAUUGGCCAACAUACGCAAUUUGGCAAUGGAAAAGGUCGCCUCCAAUGUGAAAUUUCCGUGCAAACACUCAGGUUACGGCUGUACAGCAUCGCUUGUCUACACCGAAAAGACCGAGCACGAAGAGACAUGCGAAUGUCGACCAUAUCUAUGCCCAUGCCCGGGUGCAUCGUGCAAAUGGCAAGGUCCAUUAGAUUUGGUCAUGCAACACCUAAUGAUGUCCCACAAAAGCAUCACCACGCUACAGGGGGAGGAUAUUGUCUUCCUUGCAACCGAUAUCAAUCUGCCUGGCGCUGUUGAUUGGGUUAUGAUGCAGUCAUGUUUUGGUCAUCAUUUCAUGUUGGUGCUCGAGAAGCAAGAAAAAUAUGAUGGGCAUCAGCAAUUCUUCGCCAUCGUGCAGUUGAUCGGCUCACGGAAAGAAGCCGAAAAUUUCGUGUAUCGAUUGGAGUUGAAUGGCAACCGUAGACGCCUCACCUGGGAGGCUAUGCCGCGCUCCAUACACGAAGGUGUUGCCUCUGCUAUACACAACUCGGAUUGCUUGGUGUUUGAUACAUCGAUUGCACAACUCUUUGCGGAUAAUGGCAAUCUGGGAAUAAAUGUAACAAUUUCAAUUGUCUAAAAAGGACUUACACACACAUACUUAUAUACCAACACACACUUACACAUGUAGAGAGAGAAGACAAGAACAGGAAAUAUUUGUAGAAGAUAAAGCGUGGAAAUUUAAGGGGAAAGAGGGUGCGAUAAUGAAGAGAGAGGGAAUGAGGUCACGUGGUAUUGCAAAAUGGGACUUAAUGGAAGAAAGCGACUAUUGAGCAGGGAACGAAAAAUGGCUGCAGAUAUGCAUACAUACAUACAGUUUGCAAAGAAAAUUCUUUUUUUUUUAGAGAUUUUAGUAAAAUGUAAAAAAUAUACUAGGAGCUGAUUUAAUUUUAUUUAAUUGAAGCACCUGUAAAGGGCAAUUUUAAUUUAAUAGAAUACUAUUUUUUAAUACAAAAUUGUAACAAAGAUUGGUUGAAUCAAGGAGUGGAGCUGGAAAAAUUCAUUCUCACUUACUAACAUCUUACUCGAAAAUUUAAGAUAUUUGAUAAAAGAAUUUUAACAUUACAGUUGUCAUAUCUAAAACAAAGACAUUAUACACCUCGAAAUGAGGUACAUUAACAAAGAUUGGUUGAACCAAGGAGUGGAGCUGGAAAAAUUCAUAGAUCAUUUCUAGGUUGCCUUAUCGAUCCUUCGAGAUACGGUCAAGUACCAUCAUUUCACCACUCGAGGCUACUAAAACAACAACAAAACCUUUAUUGUUAAAAUAUAUGCCUUGGCAGCUACAACCAAAAAUAUAAGGCUCUUGUACAACGAAUACCCAUGGGCUCUGAAGGUUGGUUCUUUACUACAAACUUAACUAACCGCUUACUUGAACAUUUAAAAGGAAUUUGUAUAAAACAAUUUUAACAUUACAGUUGUCAUAUCUAAAACAAAGACAUUAUGACCUCGAAAUUAGGUACAUUAUACUUUAGUGAGAUUUUUUAAGUUGUUCGUACAUUCAAAUACUCCAAGAAAUUUU
Molecule: messenger RNA, 2643 nt
Organism: Rhagoletis zephyria (snowberry fruit fly)
Lineage: Eukaryota; Metazoa; Arthropoda; Insecta; Diptera; Tephritidae
Product: E3 ubiquitin-protein ligase sina
Biological process (GO): multicellular organism development; proteasome-mediated ubiquitin-dependent protein catabolic process
Cellular component (GO): cytoplasm
Molecular function (GO): ubiquitin protein ligase activity; ubiquitin conjugating enzyme binding; zinc ion binding
Source: RefSeq, a predicted model, not a curated record